AUGAGGAAUUGCCCCCCCGACCACAAUACGGCAUCUGAUACCCCGGAGGUGAAGGAGAAGGCGGAUCCCCUUGCAGCGGAUCCGGGUCUCGAAAUUGAUGCAGUCACCAACAAGCGACUCUUCUGGAAGAUCACUCGGCGCAUUCUCGUCAUUCAGGUGAUCACCUACUUCUGCCAGUCGCUCGACAAGGGAAUCUUGAAUUAUGCCUCUAUCAUGGGCAUUAAGACCGAUGCCCACCUUGUGGGACAAGAAUAUUCAUGGCUCGGGACCAUCCUGUAUAUCGGCAUUCUUGUGGGUGAGUACCCUCAGAAUUUCCUGCUGCAAAAAUUUCCCUUAGCGAAGAUGCUCUCCAUAAAUGUGUUCCUUUGGGGCGCUGUAGUGGCAUGUUCUGCUGCCUCGACCCACUUUAGAUCGUUGAUGGCUGUUCGGUUCCUCUUGGGUUUCUUUGAAAGCUGUGUUCAGCCAGCUAUGAUGCUUCUGACUGCGAUAUGGUAUAAGAGGGAGGAGCAAUCAGUCUUGAAUGCGAUCUGGUAUUGCAUGUCCGGUGUAUCCUUGAUGAUCGGUGGCCUUCUUGCCUUCGGAGUAUCGCAUUUCAAGAACGGUCCGAUCAAGAACUGGCAACUUUUGUUCCUAGUUCUGGGUCUGGCCACAUGCGUCUGGUCCUUCUUCAUCGCCACCCUUCUGCCCGAUAACCCCCUGACAGCAAAAUGCUUCAGUGAAGAGGAUAGAAAACUGAUGAUUGAGCGGGUACGAGAGAAUGAAACCGGUAUUCAGAAUAGAGAGUACAAGAGAUACCAAAUUGUCGAGGCCUUCAAGGACCCAUUUGUCUGGUGCUGCGUUUUGCUUAUCACUGUGGCUAACCUCGUCAUUGGUGGCCUCGGUGUAUUUUCCAACCUCAUAAUCACCCAAUUCGGCUUCAGUCUCUUGCAAACUCAGCUGCUCAAUAUUGCCCAGGGAGCAUGGACCAUUUUGAUCAUGCUCGGAUCUGCAUGGGCAUCUCAAAGAUUCCAGCAGACCUGCUUCGUUAUGAUUAUAUGUGCAGUUCCUGCUCUGGUCGGAACGACUGUGAUCCUAGUCGUUACCCCGACUGCUUCCAAUGCAGGCGGCAUGCUCAUCGCUUUUUACUGCACACAAUUCUUCCUCGCCGAGGGCAACAUGAUUAUCUCGCUAAUUACUCGCAACGUGGCGGGUCAGACCAAGAAGGGUAUUACCAUGACCAUGGUCUUCGUUGGCUGGGCCGUCGGUAAUCUCAUUGCUCCCCAAAUCUUCCAAAGCAAAGAUGCCCCCCGAUACCUGCGUGGUUUCCUAACACAUAUAGUGGUUUACGCUGUUUAUGUUGCUCUGGUGCUUUUGACACGAAUCAUUUUGAUGGCGCGGAAUCGCUGCAAGAUUCAAAGUUCCACGGAAAUCUCGCAUGAAUUGGCAUUCCAGGAUCUUACCGAUUGUGAGAAUCCAAACUUCCGAUAUGUAUACUAG
Molecule: messenger RNA, 1476 nt
Organism: Penicillium manginii
Lineage: Eukaryota; Fungi; Ascomycota; Eurotiomycetes; Eurotiales; Aspergillaceae
Product: putative MFS transporter
Exons: 5
Coding region: 1-1476 (491 amino acids)
Biological process (GO): transmembrane transport
Cellular component (GO): membrane
Molecular function (GO): transmembrane transporter activity
Source: RefSeq, a predicted model, not a curated record